Molecule: messenger RNA, 1206 nt
Organism: Podospora anserina S mat+
Lineage: Eukaryota; Fungi; Ascomycota; Sordariomycetes; Sordariales; Podosporaceae
Exons: 3
Coding region: 1-1206 (401 amino acids)
Biological process (GO): mitochondrial tryptophanyl-tRNA aminoacylation
Cellular component (GO): mitochondrial matrix; mitochondrion
Molecular function (GO): tryptophan-tRNA ligase activity; ATP binding
Source: RefSeq, a predicted model, not a curated record
AUGAAUAUCACUGUCAAAUUGGGCCGUAGUGCCCCUCGAUUGGCGCGCAAAUUACCAAGAAACUCAAGAACCUUGUCAACAACACUCAUCCAUCAUGAUUCACCCCCAAUCAAGUCGAUCAUCAAGGGGGAUGCGUCCAAGCCAAAAAUCAUCUUCUCCGGGAUCCAACCCACCGGCGUGCCACACCUAGGGAACUACCUCGGCGCGUUGAAGCAAUGGAAGGACAUGCAAGACAACGCCCGCGAGGCGGACAAGCUCUUCUUCUCAAUCGUCGACCUGCACGCCCUCACCAUCCCAGGCAACGCAGACAAGCUCCGCCAAAACAGGCGUGAGAUGCUCACUUCCCUGCUUGCCAUCGGCCUCAACCCAGAACGGAGCACCAUUUUCUAUCAGGGGAGUGUACCUCAGCAUGCCGAGCUGCAAUGGAUCCUCAGUUGCACCGCUUCAACAGGCUAUCUAUCCCGUAUGACACAGUGGAAGUCCAAACUCUCCACCCUCACCUCCACCCCUCUUUCCUCCUCCUCCCCAGACCCAACAAUCUCCUCCCCAGCCCUCAAACACGGCCUCUUCUCCUACCCAAUCCUCCAAGCAGCCGACAUCCUCCUCCACCGCUCAACCCACGUCCCCGUCGGCUCCGACCAAAAGCAACACCUCGAGUUCGCCCGAGAGUGCGUCACAAACUUCCACUCCGCCUGGUCCACCCACAUCUUCCCCUCCCCCCAAACAAUCUCCCUCGACUCCUCCUCCUCCCGCAUCAUGUCCCUCCAGGACCCCACCAAAAAAAUGUCCAAGUCCGACCCCAACCCCAAGUCCAAAAUCUUCAUCAACGACGACGAGGCGACGAUAAGGAAAAAGAUCAACUCUGCACGGACGGAUAGCAUAAGUGCCACAGUGGGGGAGUACGAUCCUGUCAACAGGCCGGGCGUGGCGAAUCUGCUCGAGAUCUUGGGCGGGUUCACGGGCAAGACGGGGGAAAAGGUGGCGGAGGAGUGCAAAGACGUUACGCUGGCGCAGCUGAAGAUGCUGACAGCCGAUGCUGUUGUUGCGGGGCUGGAGGAGGUGAGGGAGAGGUUCUUGUUGCUUGGGGAGGAUACAGAGGUGAAUAGGAAGCGGGUCAAGGAAACCGAGGAGGUAGGCACACAAAGCGCGAAAGAGAGCGCCGAGAGGACGAUGGAGACGGUUAGGGAGGCGAUUGGGCUUGAUUAA